Messenger RNA from Dendrobium catenatum, 2039 nucleotides. Its product is annotated as O-fucosyltransferase 23. The transcript has 2 exons. Gene Ontology annotation, biological process: pollen-pistil interaction. NCBI's taxonomy places the organism in Eukaryota, Viridiplantae, Streptophyta, Magnoliopsida, Asparagales, Orchidaceae. The record is from RefSeq and is a predicted model, not a curated record. The coding region runs from base 397 to 1725 and encodes 442 amino acids.
GUUUGCUUGUCCUUUCUCCAUUUUUUUUCUUGCUGUCGCGCGAAGUAGUUCGGAUAGAGUGGCAUUGAGUUUCUCCGUCUCCGACGACGCUGCUGUUCUGUUUCUCGUGAAGUAGAGUUCUGAAAGAGCCUCUUUGAGGCUUCUUCGCCUCAGAAGACGACGUUGUUGCUGCGUUGCUGUCAGAUCGGAAAUUGCGACGGGAGCUCACCGCGAAGAAUGAAAACCGUACUAUGCACCUUGAUGUCGAUCUUUGUUAUGAUUAGUGAUGUGGCCUACUAUUUAAUGGAUGCCUAGAGCCUUCAACAUCUUUGAUAUCUGUAUUUCAGUUACAUGUGGAACCAUAUAAAUUAUUCAUUGCGUGAGGUUUGAAGUCUAUUUUCUUAUGCAGCGUUAACGAUGGAAUUCUCUAAUAGUAAACUUCUAAGCUGUAAUGUGAAUACUAUUGUCUGUAAAAUCUUUAUCUUGUUGCUUGCCAUUUUUCUAUUGAGGACAUUAUUCCUAUCUCCUCUUCCUGGCUUUCAUUGGUUUCAACAGAAGAGGGUAUACUGGAUACCCGACAACAGUUCUUCUGUCCUGCAGCAUGAAAUUAGAAGAGACAAGUUUUUGGAGGUCCCUCAGAUUAUCUGGGGACUAAACAACCAGAAGAUAGCAUUUGCAAGGGCCUGCUUAACUGCAAGAUUGUUGAACAGGACAUUGCUGAUGCCUAGCUUGAGUGCUUCUUUAAUCUACAAAGAGAUUGAUUUAUUGAAGCCCAUUUCUUUUGAUAAAGUUUUCAACUUUGAAAGGUUCAACUCUCUCUGUAAUGGGUUUGUCCGCCUGGGUCGCUAUUCUGAUCUUCACAAUGAAACCAAGCCAUUUGAGCUCCGAAAAGGUAGCGGUCGCAAGUGGACUAAAGAGAGAGAUUUGAAUCAAUUAUAUCAGUGCAAGGAAGGCGCAAUAGAUAAGUUUGAGGUGAUUAAGGUUGAUGGAAAACAUCCUUUUCUUUGGCAUGAUCAUUGGCCUAUUAUGAACUAUGCGAGGAUCUUUGAGUGCUUGACAUUGGUAGAUGAGAUAGAAGCUGAUGUUUCAGCUGUUAUAGCUAGGAUCAAAGCUGUAGGUGCUGAAGGUAGAAGUAAAGGCAGUGAUUUUGGUAAGAAUCCUAUCAUGCCAUUUUCUUCUCAAAAUUAUGUUACCUACAUGGCUAUUCACAUGAGAAUAGAAAAAGACUGGAUGUUACACUGUAAGAACCUUGAGCAGAGAUCUAAUAUACACCAAAUAUGUAGCAGUAAAAAGGAGAUAAUGGAGCGGGUUGCUAAUAUUACAAAUCAAACUUUUCCAAUUGUUGUUUAUCUUGCUGUUGCAGACAGCCUCUUAGAAGAUGAUUCAAUAGUGAGUGGUUGGAGAGAAGGGCUACUUCCUUUUGAGAAGAAGAGGUUAGGAGUUUGGAAUAUAUAUAGUAAGCAUCCUUACCUCGUACAAUCUGCAAUUGACUAUGAGGUUUGCUUGAGAGCUGAAGUCUUUGUUGGCAACAGCUUCUCCACAUUCUCUAGUCUUAUAGUGCUCCAUAGGACACAGAUUUUACUUAAAAUGGGAGUUAGAAGCAUAUGUGGGGAUUCAAAUUUCUCUUCAUAUGCUUACAACAUCUUAGGAGAUUUCGGUGCCCCGAAGAAGUGGAUGACUGAUAUGUCAGCUUCAAGCCUUCAAACCAUCAGCUAUGGGACAAAUUACGUCUCUUGCCAUGUUUGAGCAUUUAUGUCAAUAUUUUGGAAACUAUGGAGGGAAAACGGAAACAGCUGAGUUUUCUUCAGAAAAAGGAGAGGUAUUCUACACAAAGAUGUAGCAAUAUUAUUCUUUUGAUACUGUAAAGUAGGGGAGAAAGAUUUACUCAACAAAAUGGAUAAGGGUGUAAAUUCAUAAUGUUUGCAAGGCGCCAUACCUCUUUAAACGGUUUCUGUGAUUUAAUAGUUCUGUGGCAUUUUUUCAAAGCUUCUUUUUGAUUUCAAGAACAAAGUUGAUGCUAUUUGUUACCGAAUUGAUCCAGAAUUUUUCAUUUGCUCUUA